AUGUCAUCGGAUCACGUGUUGUCUUUAAUCCUUCGUUGGUCUGUAUUCGGAACAUUUUUUGGUCAUGGAUGUUUAGCUGUUCGUUUCGUGCCAGGAUGGUUGCCAUAUCUUCGGGUAGUUGGCAUUGGUCAUGAAUGGGCUCGUCGUUUUAUGCCAAUUAUUGGUCUUUUGGAUGUUAUAAUUGGUUUUAUAUACUUGUUUACAGAUUCUUGUCCUUUAAUUCAUUGUUGGGCAUUUGUCUGGGGUUUAAGUACAGCAGUGAUACGUCCACUUUCUGGUGAAUCAAUUUUCGGAUGUAUUGAACGAACAGGAAAUUUUUUACCAGCCUUAGCUUUACUUUGGCUCUGUAGUGGUCAACAUUUUGGUUAUUAUCUUUUUGUAUGCGUUGGUAUGAUAGGUGCACUUGCAAUAUCUGGACUUAUCUUUAAAAUGACUGGCAUAUUUAAUAAAUAA
This is a messenger RNA of Rotaria sp. Silwood2, 453 nucleotides long. NCBI's taxonomy places the organism in Eukaryota, Metazoa, Rotifera, Eurotatoria, Philodinida, Philodinidae. The record is from the annotation of a GenBank genome assembly.